UUUACAGACAGCUGAGAGCUUUACAGACAGCUGAGAGCUUUACAGACAGCUGAGAGCUUUACAGACAGCUGAGAGCUCCCUCCAGUCAACAGGACAUUUUUCACCCUCUCUUUAAUUACAUCAGCUGUCUGAUCAUGGAGACUCACUGGAAUAGGAGACGAUAUAAAUAUCGUGCUGUCAAAGGUCGCCAUCUGAAGCUGAAUGAGCUGAAGGAAGCAGCCAGAGCCAGUGGAGUUGAUAAUAACUACCUCUACAAAGAAAACAUCCCGGACUACCCCCGUCCUGAGUUUCAUGUGUGUCGUCUGAGACAUGACACUCAUGGAGAUGGAUUAGAGGGAAUCAGGAAGAAGAAGGGCUUCAUGAAUUUCUGGGGAAAGGACUUUUUGUGGUGGAGUCUGGACGUGGGUCCAGAGGAGAUAGUCUCAGCUGAGAGGAGACUCCUGGAGACCACCUACCCAGACCAGACUGAGGAGCAGAUCCAGAAUCAGCAGAGCUUCCUGUCUGAGUUCGCCUCCUCCCCGGCCUUCCUGAGCAGCUCCAGACUGGGAUCAUACCGCUUCACCCUAACCCUGGAGGAGCUGAUGAGAGCCUACAAGGAGCAGUUUUGCGGAGGAGCUGAGCCCGUCAUGCGGGUGAUGGAGACCGUCCUCUACAAACAGGAAGUGAUGUACGUCGUGCUGGUCCACAGCCCAGCCAAUCAGGAGUGGUCCAAACGGUACCCAUUACUGACAGACCACCCAGGCGCAGUCUGCUGUUACAGAGACGGCUACUUCCUGUGGAGGCCUGAGGCGAUGUGUAAGAUGCACUGGAAUGAAUUGAUCUACAGAAAUGAUCUACAGCAGAUGAGAGCGAGAACCCUCCCUUGGACCCCAGAGUGGUGCUGAGUUUUGGUAGACGGCGGCUGAGAGAAAAUCUGACCUUCUGUAGCAAAGUCAGACCUGUCCUCACAGACCACUCCUCUUUUGAUUGUUAUGACGAGGCUGAAGAGUUCGUGGAGGAACCUUGGCCCCACUAUCCUUAUGAGCUAGAGACAGCUUAAGAUCAGAAAGAACACGUAGAUAGAUAUGAGUCUGAACUCAGACUGCUACAAUAAAAGGUUUUUACACUUGGAUGUCACUCACAUAAAUCAGUGGGAUUAUACUGGUCACUGUUACAAUACCAGUGCAGCAAAGGUACCAACCCUGUUUCAGGGGACAGUGUGUACCACGAAUCACAAUGUCCCAGGUUUUCUGAAAGAGAACACGGUGAUCUUCAAAUCAUUUUCAAUCUAAAUUUGACUGAAGAAAUAAGACAAGAUAUUUCAUGUUCAAACUGAAUCUUUUUUGUUUUUCUUUUAUAUAUACACAUUCUCAAUUGGAUGCCCAAAAGCACAUCCCAUAAAGUUGGUACAGGGAAAAGAAAGACUGUGAAAGGGUCUGAAUGCUCAAAAACACCUGGAAAGUUCAUCAGGUAAGUAGGUUCAUUGGUAACAGGUGAUAGUUCACUGACUGGCUGUAAAAGAAGCAAACCUUAAUGGCCAUAGAGGCGUUAGAGGCCUCUCUGUCAAAAUCUGAGAAUGAUUGUUUUAACUACAGCAAUGAAGAAAUGCACCAUUUGUGUCACUUCCUGAUGCCAGUAGGGGGUGCUGUGAUGAGAUGUUUACAUGUGGGCGCAUUCAGUGUGAUACUGCUGUUUUGCAAGAAAGAGCAGAAGAUCACAGAAUAUUGUAUACUAAAAUUUUAAUAGGUUUAAGUCAUUUGGCACCUUAUAAAAUGCAUUAUUUUAGUAGAAUUUAUCCAAAGAUAGCCCUCUGAGCUCAUAUUGAAGAGAGUCAUUUUGAAAUAGAAAUGAAGCGGGUCAACUUCCUGUUUGGAUUUGGGCAUGGGUCCAAGAGGCUUUUUUGUAGGUCUGAUGAUGACCCAUAUGCAGACCAAAAAUUGUCAGCCUAGGCUGGAUGGUGUGCAGGGGCUGAAUAAUUAAAGGGAAAAUGUAAAAACUCUGGAGGAAGAAAUCUUCCAUUGUCAGAAGGGGGCGCUGUGACAACGUAAUGAUAUUGAUACAUAAAUGUUCUCAGGAUUGUGUGAUCAUCUCUGAAGUUUGGUGAUGAUGGACAGAAGCACUAAAAAUUUAUGAGGUAUUACUGAAAUAUUUUCACUGAAAAAAAGUACAAAAAAGUUCUGAAAGAUUGGGCUCCAGUGAUGGCCCCAUCCUAUGAUAAAAACAAACAGUUCCCUCAGCUUUAUAUCACUAGGUUGUCUAGUAUGAGCAAAAAAAAUCUAGAGUCAAUCGGACAAAAUCCCUCAGAGUAGAUUGUGAAAAUAUGAAACUUGAUAAUCAUCCAAAAACGCCAACAUGUGACCUUUAGCCAUUUGUAGUGCACUUCCUGUACAUUUUAGAGGAUGGCCCCAGGAGACGUUUUUUUUUUUCAUCUAAUCAUGAUACUUAUGUGUACCAAUUUUCAUGCACACCGCCAAGUCCACUAUCUCACCUCUGGGGCCCCUGUAGGGCCCCUGCUUGAUGGACCUCCAAGAUUCCACCCAAAUACAAAUGAUGCAUACAGAUACAACAGAGUCCACACUGACCCUAGGUCGGUGCCUGGACCCUAGGUUGGUGCUUGGACCCUAGGUCGGUGCCUGGACCCUAGGUCGGUGCCUGGACCCUAGGUCGGUGCCUGGACCCUAGGUCGGUGCCUGGACCCUAGGUCGGUGCCUGGACUCUAGGCCGGUGCCUGGACUCUAGGUCGGUGCCUGGACCCUAGGUCGGUGCCUGGACUCUAGGUCGGUGCCUGGACCCUAGGUCGGUGCCUGGACCCUAGGUCGGUGCCUGGACCCUAGGUCGGUGCCUGGACCCUAGGUCGGUGCCUGGGCCCUAGGUCGGUGCCUGGACCCUAGGUCGGUGCCUGGACUCUAGGUCGGUGCCUGGACCCUAGGUCGGUGCCUGGACCCUAGGUCGGUGCCUGGACCCUAGGUCGGUGCCUGGACCCUAGGUCGGUGCCUGGAUCCUAGGUCGGUGCCUGGGCCCUAGGUCGGUGCCUGGACUCUAGGUCGGUGCCUGGACCCUAGGUCGGUGCUUGGACUCUAGGUCGGUGCCUGGACCCUAGGUCGGUGCCUGGACUCUAGGUCGGUGCCUGGACCCUAGGUCGGUGCUUGGACUCUAGGUCGGUGCCUGGACCCUAGGUCGGUGCUUGGACUCUAGGUCGGUGCCUGGACCCUAGGUCGGUGCUUGGACUCUAGGUCGGUGCCUGGACCCUAGGUCAGUGUUUGGACCCUGAAUAUGCGAAUAUUUCCAAAGAGCAAAGAAGAUGAUCAGUUUGACCAUUAAAUAUCUUUGUGCUGAGUCCAGCCUAAUAAAUGGUUGAAGGAUCUAGAAAUCACCAUCUUCUUCCACAUUUUAGACAGCAUCACAACCUUUUUUGGACUCAGGGUUUUUGCAGUCCUGGGUGCCCGAUACUGGGAGCUCUUUUUUAUAAUGAUCCUAUAUAGUGGUUUUUACUGAUCCAUGUUUUGGUACUGGGGGGUCUGUGGCUCCACCGUGUCUAAAUUUGAUCACUGCUGUUAUUUUUUACAUUUGAAAACUAAACUGAGCCAAAAUCACAGCCUGUGUUUUGUUCUUCUUCAUGUCUUUUUGUCUGGUUUUGAGCAGCCAUCUUUGUCAGCAUGCUAGCAUCACUAGUAACAGUCAUGGAUCAGCGUUCUCAUAUCAGAACUCUCCUGGAGCUGAACUUUGACCUUAGCUGUGUUAGAUUAAGUUAAAUGUGUGGGGUUUUAGUAUUUCAGAGGCAGAAAUGAGCUCAUGCAUAAAGAGAGAAUAUUUUCAGGCUUCAGAGCAGGAGUGUCAGACUCAGUCACAGCAGGGGCCGGAUUCUGGAUUCAGGUCUAACCUGAGGGUCUAACAGGGUCACGUUUUUAACCAUAAACUGUCAACCUUGUUUCACCGGUAAUAAAAUAUGAAACAA
Messenger RNA from Cheilinus undulatus (humphead wrasse), 3934 nucleotides. RefSeq lists its product as uncharacterized. The coding region runs from base 135 to 884 and encodes 249 amino acids. Lineage: Eukaryota; Metazoa; Chordata; Actinopteri; Labriformes; Labridae. The record is from RefSeq and is a predicted model, not a curated record. The transcript is spliced from 4 exons.